Molecule: messenger RNA, 1243 nt
Organism: Nylanderia fulva
Lineage: Eukaryota; Metazoa; Arthropoda; Insecta; Hymenoptera; Formicidae
Product: mpv17-like protein 2
Biological process (GO): mitochondrial ribosome assembly
Cellular component (GO): cytoplasm; membrane; mitochondrion
Source: RefSeq, a predicted model, not a curated record
CUCGCGACCUCGCUAAACAGUACAGUUGGAUGCACGAUGAUAACUCGGGUGAUCGGUGCAACUCCAUCGUGCAUCUAGGGGCGUCCGCCGACAGCACUGCAUCUGAGGACGAUUAAUCUUCAGUCAGCCAGGCCGAGAGUUAUGCCACGCCAUAGUAUCCAGCGAACAUUUCGUCUUCACAAACACCAAAGAAUUAAGAAGAACCGCUUGAUUAAAUAGCAAUAAAUUUAAAAAGAAAAGAAGGAAAACGAAAGCAAUCAAGGAUCGAGCGUUAUCCUAUCGAUGCGUUAUUUCUGUAACGUAUAUGGCAACUCGGAAAAAAAUAAUUCGAUUCAGAGAAAAGAGGUUUUAAGUAAUAUUUCCUUUUACAUAUAAUCCCCAAGGAAUAUUUAAUUACAGAAGCUUUUCGUUUUUAUCUGUUGUAAUAACAAAAAAGCAAUUCAAGUUUAUACAAAUUAGAGAUUUUUAUAACAUACAAUUCUUUACAAAUGGGUGUUUUUCGUCAGCUAUUGUUUGGUAAAUAUCUGUUAAUUACCAAUACCGUGAGUUGCGGCUUAAUGAUGGCAGCAGGAGAUGUAAUCCAGCAGCGCAGUGAAUAUUGGAAGAAGUAUUCUAGCAAAUAUUUCCCGACUAGCGUAAUGGCAGCUUCGCCGGAGGACAAAGAGACGACUGCAAUUUCCAGCACAUUUGCGUAUGGACACGAUUACGCGAGGACCAGGAACAUGACAGUUGUCGGACUGAUUCAAGGUCCAUUUCAUCAUUGGUUCUACACGAUCUUAGACAGAGUUUUGCCGGGCAGAAGCGCAAAGUCGGUAAUUAAGAAAACUCUUCUCGAUCAGUCGAUCGCGAGUCCUACGUGCCUAGCAAUAUUCUUCGUCGGCCUCGGAAUUCUGGAACAUCGCAAAGUCGAGGAAAUCUGCAAGGAACUGAAAUUAAAGUUCGGCGACACGUGGAAAGUUGACUGUUGUUUUUGGCCUCCUACGCAAUGCAUCAACUUUCUCUUUGUGCCCUUACAUUAUCGAGUACUUUACACGAAUGCUAUGACGAUGGUCUAUGAUGUUUUUUUAUCUUAUAUAAAAUAUGAUGCUCAUUUUGAAUGAAGAGAGAAAGAAAUCUCAUGGGACUAGUCUGAAUGAAGAAAGCUGCGAAGCAUGUGUUAUAAAUAUAUAAAUUUGUAUUAUUAUGAAUUAUAAUACGUAAUGAUAUAUAAGCAAUAAAACGUUAUCAGAAAGUUUCCAAGUAA